Messenger RNA from Brenthis ino (lesser marbled fritillary), 444 nucleotides. NCBI's taxonomy places the organism in Eukaryota, Metazoa, Arthropoda, Insecta, Lepidoptera, Nymphalidae. The record is from the annotation of a GenBank genome assembly.
AUGGUCCGGAGGGCCACUAGGCCACCUGGCUGCAAAACACGAUCCUUACCAAGUAAUAUUUUGCCCAGAACAUCAGCACCAAGCAACAAAUCUACCGUGCCAGGUAGGUCAAAUUUAGGGUCAGCCAAGUUCAAACCAGCGGUCAAUUUUACCGCAUCCGCAGACAAUCGAACUUGCGGGUGGCUGCCCAGGAUAUUCUCCAUCACAAUGGCGGACGAUCCCAACGUCGGGCGUGGAGAAUUUGAGGGGGAGAAUUCAAGCCAAACGCGGCCCUUAACCGUGGCCACAGGGGCGUUCCCGACACCUCUGAUUACAUCUGAAUACUUUUUAAUAGUCUGGCCAGUCUGCCCUACCAACCAAGACGAGGCUAUGCAACCUUGUGAGCCUGUGUCCAAUAUCGCUCGGACUACAACCGAGGCACCCGUCCGUCCCCAGACCCUGACA